CGUCACAGGUUUCGACUAGACACGGAAUGCGGAGGAUCACGGAACCAUUGUCGACUGGUGAAAUUUGAAAAAUUUCACCGUAAAUUGCCUGUGUUUCGCCACUUAAAAGAAAUAAGUAUGUUGAAGAUUUCCAAGCUUGACAUACACUUGCCACUGGACCUGGUUAAAACAUGUGCUGCAUUAAACGAAAGCCAGCUGUGCAAAUUUGUGGCAACAAAUACAGAAGGUGAAUUUCAACACAGUAUUGAAGUGAAAAGCAAACAAGAAAAUGUAGUUUCACUUGAACUUUCAAAUUUGGAAAUUGGAUAUGAAGAUGGGAGGUUUGUGGCUCAGAUAAUGAAAGUUUUCAAAGUUUAUCAAGGGGAUGCAGGGGGUGGAACUGAACCACCACCACCUGCAGCAAUCUCUCCACAUCAAAGACACAUGCUUCCUGACAGGCAGACUUUUUUAAACAGAAAUGAUGGUGCUACUCUUAGAAAAGGUGCUCAAGAUUCUGCUAGUCUAUAUAUUUCAGAACCAAGAAAUGUUUCUCAAGAAAAAACUAAUGACCCUGCAUUACAGGCAAUUCCCCACAUUAGUGAUCACGUUUCAUUGCCAGAUCUCACUUCUCCUUCCUCAGUAGAAUAUAGAAACACUCAUACAAAACUGACUACAUUUCACGCUGGUCGAAGACCAGAAAAAGAUGAUGUUGCACCACAAAAGACAAUUUCGCCAAGACAGUUGUACAGAAAUGUUGCUGGGAAAAAGAUCUGAGCCAAGUGCAGCUUCUGGGGCUCCAAGUGCAGCUUCAGGCUCCCCUCACGUGAUGGACCCAUCAGCUUCCAAAAGACCAAAGCUUGUGCCUGAAUCUGAUUGCUCAAAUACCCAAGAAUCAAACAGUCAUACUGACAACAUGAACACAAACCCCUUUGAUGCCAAAGAUGUGAUAAUAGAAAUUAAAAAAGAGGAAGAUGUAGUCGAACUUUCUGACAAAGACGACGGUGAAUCUCACCAAAGUUUGGGGGACCAAAGUUUAAGUCAAGAUAUUCCUCCUGGGCCAUUUAUAGCACCGGGGGUGGUGUCUUCAUUUAACACGGACAAUGAUCAAGCACAAUCCACUCCAUUCAUACAAGACUUUUUCUCUAUAGCAAAUGAAGAACAUGAAGGUGCUGGUCCCAGUCAGGCAUCAGACUCUUUAUCAUUCCCCUCAGAUCCAAAUAACUCUUUAAUUCCCAACUGGCAAUCUCCUGAUCACAGUGCUGGUGAAGGCAGCAGUUCUCAAACACAGUCUCCUGCCAAACCAAGAAAUAAGGGCAUAGGAGUAAUUGCACCCACUACAUCUUCAACUUCUGACAUCUUGGGAUUCCCACCAGCUCCCUCUACAGGCCCUACACCUGUUUCUUAUGCACUCCUGGCCCAGCCCCUUCCUACCACCCCCAGCCUGGCCCAGCAUCAUCAUACUACUACAAUGCACAGCUGUGCCUUUCUCAUGCUGGACACUGAUGGGUGUAGUGAGUGCAUCUCACUGCAGCAAAAACUGCAAGAGGCUACAAAAGCCACUGAGACACUGAGAAAAGACAACAUAAAGAAAUGUGUAGACUAUGCUGAGCUGCAGCUGAAAUAUGAACAGCUUUUGACACCCAGUGUGGACCUGAACCCAAACACAGAAAAAUAUCAGCCCAGCAGAGGACUUAGAAUUGAGCAAGCAAACUUUGUGAUAUUGGAGAGUGGACAAGAGGUUGACCCUGGCAUGACCAGACUAGAGGGGACAGACCUGGUAGUAGAAUCAGAAUGGCUUAUGGAAACACUGUCAAAAUGCACCAAUAAGCCUAGCAGCUUUGUUUUGAAGAAGUUGUUUGAUGGCUUUUUUACCCCACACGAACUUGCCUCAAAAACUGCUGUUUCCUUUUUGAAGGACUCCCCAGUGGCAAAGGCUCUACAGAUCUAUGGAAUGUCCAAAUUAGGAUUGAAUGCUAUACAAGUCAACGCAGCAAUUAAUUCUAAAAUCUCAACAUCACGCAGAUGUCUCAGGAAGUUGGAGUAACCCGUGCACGCAGUCAGAAACAGAUUGAUACUUACCUGGGAUUUAUGAAAUUUUUAAUUUUAUCUAUGGCUAUGGUGAAUAAAGUAGAUUUUAUGACUAUGA
Molecule: messenger RNA, 2125 nt
Organism: Lingula anatina
Lineage: Eukaryota; Metazoa; Brachiopoda; Lingulata; Lingulida; Lingulidae
Biological process (GO): regulation of transcription by RNA polymerase II
Molecular function (GO): DNA-binding transcription factor activity, RNA polymerase II-specific; RNA polymerase II cis-regulatory region sequence-specific DNA binding
Source: RefSeq, a predicted model, not a curated record